Pocillopora verrucosa is the source of this 594-nucleotide messenger RNA. Lineage: Eukaryota; Metazoa; Cnidaria; Anthozoa; Scleractinia; Pocilloporidae. The record is from RefSeq and is a predicted model, not a curated record.
AUGGAGUAUGGGGAAAAACACCCAAUCGUGUUACCAAAGAAUCACCAUGUGUCGCAGCUUGUAGUGAAACAUUACCACGUCCAAGUGCACCACCGAGGGAGACAAAUUACUGGAGGAGCCAUUCAACAAGCAGGAUUCUGGCUUAUUGGAGGUCACGACACUGUAACGAAGGUCAUCAGAGCUUGCGUUCCCUGCAAGAAGCUGAGAGGACCUCCAUUGGAGCAGCGCAUGGCAGACCUUCCGCACGAUAGGACUGAAGUCUGCACUCCCCUCACUAACGUGGGCUUCAAUGUCUUCGGCCCCUGGGCAGUACAAACUCGCAAGACUAGAGGAGGAGCUCCAAACGCUAAACGCUGGGGUCUGGUGUUUACAUGCCUUAGCAGUAGAGCCAUCCACAUAGAAGUCCUAGAAGCCAUGGAUGCUAGUGCCUUCAUCUAUGGGCUAAGGAGAUUCUUCGCACUACGAGGCCUCGCUAAGCUUCUGAGAUGCGAUCGAGGCACCAAUUUCAUCGGAGCCAAAACAGAGCUCAGAGAAGCAGCAUCAGAACUCGACAAGGAGAGAGUGGAGAGAUUCGUGACAGAGUACGGAUGUUAA